Molecule: messenger RNA, 3436 nt
Organism: Podospora pseudopauciseta
Lineage: Eukaryota; Fungi; Ascomycota; Sordariomycetes; Sordariales; Podosporaceae
Gene: MUP1
Product: methionine permease
Exons: 4
Coding region: 1697-3292 (531 amino acids)
Biological process (GO): amino acid transmembrane transport
Cellular component (GO): membrane
Molecular function (GO): L-amino acid transmembrane transporter activity
Source: RefSeq, a predicted model, not a curated record
UUGCGUGAUCACUCUCCGGCUGUCAUCGAUGUGUUCCUAAACUGACCCAAUCUCAGGAUGUCGUUCGCCAACCUGAUGGAGUCAAUUGGCGGCUCUGGGGAUUUUGUACUGUCACAAACUGGCCCAUUCCGCAAUUGCGUCAUCCGCUAGCAUGCCGUCACUGCGAAUGUCGGACAUUGAGCUUCUUUCAUGUCUGUCUAUUAAUGGAAGCCAUCCCCUCUGAGGCCCGGCAGCAGUAACCUCGCACGAACCUGAGGUUGAAAACUGCACGCCACUGUGAAACCCUCAUGGCGGCCUUUCGACACCUGGCCGAUCAGGUGGUAUCAGACUGCCUGGUCAGCCCUUGAUCCAGCCCAGCUAUGCAUGCUAAGAUAUCCGUUUUCAAUUGAACAUUCCAUGACCGACCUCGACAGUCUACCACAUUCAACCUGCCGACCAGUCCAGUUCCCACGAUGCCGAGCGCCCUUUUAUUGUCAGCUAAACGAUAGCACGUCGUCCAAAGGCUAUGGCUGCGGUUUGACAACUGCCGUCUGUUAGACAUAUCACAUCAGCCUACUCGAUCCGCAAUCGCAGGCUCCUUACAACACCUGAGGAUGAAGUGGAGUCUGAAGCGCGGCACUGGCAUCCGAGAUCGGGGACAAAACAACAAUGGGGAUUGAUCAUGGUACUCCCUUGUCAGCCGAGUCUGGAGUUGUCCACGGCGACGCCUCCGGGCCGUAUACGGAGGGGAGGGUCUUCCCCAGAGUGGGCGGCGAUUAGAGAUGAAGACUAGCAGAGGAUGCCGUCGCCUAACUGGAGAUAGGGGAUGUCAGGUUUCAUGUUUGUCGAUGAGGAGGUGUGAAUUAUCUCCACCGAGACCAGCGAACCUGACAGGCCAUGGCCUGCAUGAGUGGCAUCUGACAUUUAUCGACAUCGAAAGACUGAUGGCACGACAAGGAGCAGGGACGAUGGGCCGCGGCAAAGCGAGGACGUGUGGUCAGCAGAGGGCAAGCUGUCGACCUGCCUGUUUGGAGGGGGGCUAAAAUGUCGCCAUCGCCAUUGUUCAAUGGUCCAACAGACAGCCUCACCGAGCAGAUGGCACAAAGUGGAGCUUGGAUUGACGUGAUGCGCGGCAUGGCCAAAGAGACGGUGCAGAGACAAAUUAAACUUCCCGUGGCCGGUGGCACGGUAGCACCCUCGGCCCGGCCAGACUUGCAGAAACCGGCCAUCGAAAACAUGGGUUUGAGCUCUUGGGCUGACCGUGCUUGUGUCCCGGGGGCGGCCGUUGGGAAGGAGGAUAAAAAAUUUUCGUGGUUGGUGCCAUGACGCCAAAUCACGACAUCGCCGCCGCGGAUACUAUGACGUACAAGCAGGGUUGGAGCCAGUGAGAGCGGCAUUGCAUAGCAAAAUGUGCCCACUCUGUGCGUUCCAUAUAGUCAGGGAUCCGUCGACGUGGGAUGCAGAACUGACUUGAUCUCCUGCCUCUUUGGCUCUAGGUCUGUGGUGACGAGCGAGGCCCAGCAUCGGUGGCGACAGGUCCAUCCCUGUGAAGCCUUGCCGAGACACGGAUCAGCCGCUGCCAUCUGAAGUUCUGGGACAUGGCCAGCAGAAAUAGAUAAAACCGAUAGCUUCAACCAGACGAACUGCUGUUUUCUGGAACAACCACCCGCUCCGUCCAGCCUCCAAGCCCACCCGCCAAUCACACAGGGCCAGCAGCAUGUCCAAGUUCACGGGAUCCGCCCCCGAGGGUGAUAGCCAUGACUUCAAGGAGCCGGGCACCCUCGCCAACUCCGAAGGGGGCAGCGAAGUGGGUCAACUGCAGCGCGCCAGCGAAGCCAAACGCCAGAUUGGCAUCGUCUCUGCAGUCUUUCUGAUCGUCAACCGGGUUAUCGGCACUGGCAUCUUUGCCACGCCCGGCUCCAUCUUGAAGCUUUCCGGCAGUGUCGGUCUGUCGUUGUUCAUCUGGGUUGCCGGCAUGCUGAUUGCCCUUGCCGGCACGGCUGUCUAUCUCGAGUUCGGCACUGCCAUCCCCAAGAACGGAGGCGAGAAGAACUACCUCGAAUACGUUUUCCGCAAGCCAAAGUUCCUCACCACUGGCCUCUACACUGGCUACGUUGUUCUCCUUGGUUGGGCCAGCGGUAACUCGGUCGUCUUUGGCGAGUACAUUCUCCAUGCUGCCGGCGUCGAAGUCGAUCGGUGGAACCAGCGCGGCAUCGGGUUGGCUUGCAUCACCACCGCCUUCCUGAUCCACGCCACCAGCGUCAAGUGGGGGAUCCGCCUGCAAAACCUCCUCGGCACCAUCAAGGUCAUCAUCAUCCUCAUCAUCGUCGUUGCCGGCUGGGUCGCUCUCGCCGGCCAUGUCAAGCUUCCUGAAGACGAGAAGCCCCACAACUUCAGGGAUGCGUUUGAGGGCACCACUGGAUCUGCCUAUGGUGUUGUGACGGCCCUCUACAACGUCAUCUGGAGUUACAUCGGCUACAGCAACGCCAACUACGCCCUCUCCGAGACCAAGAACCCAGUCCGCACCCUCAAGAUCGCCGCUCCUCUGGCCAUCGGCGUCAUCUCAGUCCUCUACAUGUUUGUCAACAUUGCCUACUUCGCCGCCGUCCCCAAGGACGAGAUUCUCGCUGCCCAGCGCCUGGUGGCUGCUUCGCUCUUCAGAAAUGUUUUUGGCGGUACUGCCGAGCGCGCCCUUUCCGUCUUUGUUGCCUUGUCUGCCUUUGGCAAUGUUCUGUCUGUCAUCUUUUCUCAGGGGCGUCUGGUUCAGGAGCUCGGCCGUGAGGGUAUCCUUCCCUACUCCCGCUUCUGGGCCAGCAACAGACCUUUCAACGCCCCCACCGCGGGUCUGUUUGAGCACUGGGCCGUCUCGGUCAUCAUCAUGCUUGCCCCUCCUCCCGGCGAUGCCUACAACUUCAUUCUCAACCUCAUCUCGUACCCCUUGGCCAUCAUCAACACUUUUGUCGCUCUUGGCCUGAUCUACCUCUACCUCAACCGGAAGGCGUGGAACUGGAACCCUCCUAUCUCGGCCACUCUGCCCGUUGUCAUCUUCUUUUUCCUCAGCAACAUUUACCUUGUCAUUGCGCCAUUUGUACCCCCCGAGGAUGGUCAGAACAUCUACGACGAGUUGCCAUACUGGCUUCACUGUGUUGUCGGCUUUGGCAUCAUUAUUGCUGGUGGGGUGUACUGGGUCAUCUGGGCCAAGAUUUUGCCCAAAAUUGGCGGCUAUGAGCUCGACAGAGUGACGCUGUAUGAUGAAAUCGACGGGUGGGAGCGCAGCGUGUUUGUCAAGAGACCCAUAGACAAAACGCAAUGAUGAGAGGGGAAGCCGGCGGAAGAAACGGGUUUGAGUAAUGACUGGUUUGGGUUUUCUGGUUUUGAUUGUGAUUAGUUUUAAAAUUUUAUACCCCUAGCGUUUUGGAGUACCUAAUGAAGAGCAGUCAUACUGCUGUUGAGUCCU